This is a messenger RNA of Naegleria gruberi, 3126 nucleotides long. RefSeq lists its product as uncharacterized. Bases 1 to 3126 code for a protein of 1041 amino acids. The transcript is spliced from 3 exons. The record is from RefSeq and is a predicted model, not a curated record. NCBI's taxonomy places the organism in Eukaryota, Heterolobosea, Eutetramitea, Acrasida, Naegleriidae. Gene Ontology annotation, biological process: RNA modification. Gene Ontology annotation, molecular function: RNA binding; protein binding; zinc ion binding.
AUGAAUGUAUUUUUAUACACUCACUUUAUUAAUAAUUGUAUUUGGAAUGAUGAUUUGGAAAGAGCAUUAGCAAUUGUGUUGAAUAUGAAAGGCAAAGAUAUUGAACCAAACUAUGCAAUUUAUAUCCCACUUUUAAAAGCAGCCACUGUUAAGAAAAACAUUCAAGUUGGAAUGACACUUUACCAACUUGUAAAAAAGAGUAAUUUAGCAAGUCCUCAAUUAUCAACGACAAUUAUAUCAUUUGCAUUGAAAUUAAGAAAACCAGAGUUGGUAAUAGAAGAAAUUGAAUUAGUGAAACAACAAAAAUGGAUGACAAUCAUAACAUGGAAUAGUUUAAUUCAAGCAUAUAUUCAAGAGAACAAUAUUAAGAAAGCGAUUGAUGUUAUUCAUGAAAUGAAAGAUAAUGGUAUUUGUCCAGAUUCGGCAACUUUUAACAUUCUCAUAACAGCUUGUGCUAAUACCAAGUUAUUUGCAGAAGGAAAGUUGAUUCACAAAAUUACAACUAACACUUUGAAAGAUAAUUGCUCUGUUGAACUAUUGACAUCCAUUAUUAAUUUUUAUACAAAAUGUGGACAUCCAGAGAUUGCAAUCAACGAAUGUGAAAAGAUGAAAUCAAAGGGAUUAAUGAAUGUUGUUUCUUUUACAUGUCUAGUUGAAGCAUACAUUCAAAUAAAUGAAAUACAAAAAGCCAUCGACACAGUUACUGAAAUGAAACAAUUCAAGGUUACUCCAAACGCUACCACAUUCUCCAUUUUGCUUACCGCAUGCGCUAAGUUGAAAUUAUAUAAGGAGGGAAUAUUGAUUCACAAAAUUGCAAAUAAUACUUUGAGAGAUAAUAGCUCUCUUAAACUUUUGACAUCAAUUAUUAAUUUUUACACAAAAUGUGGACAUCCAGAUAUUGCAAUUAAUGAAUUUCGACAGGCAAUUGAAAUAAUCACAGAAAUGCAAGAUUAUGGUGUUGAACCAAACUCUACCACUUUUAACAUUUUACUCACAGCGUGUGCUGAUUCAAAAUUGUUUGAAGAAGGAAAGGCAAUUCACAAACUUGCAACUGGCACCUUGAAAGAUUACUCUUCUGAACUUUUAGCAUCUAUUGUCAACUUUUACACAAAAUGUGGACAUCCAGAAACAGCCAUUAAGGAAUGUGAACAAUUGAAAUCGAAAGGAUUAAUGAACAAUAUUGUUUGGAAUUGUUUAAUUCAAGCAUAUAUUCAAAAUAAGGAAGUUCGACAGGCAAUUGAAGUAAUCACAGAAAUGCAAGAUUAUGGUAUUGAACCAAACUCUACCACUUUUAACAUUUUACUUAAAGCAUGUGCUGAUUCAAAAUUAUUUGAAGAAGGUAAAUUACUGCAUCAAGCAUCUGGUCAAGUGCUCAAUAAUCCUACAAUAGAGUUGAACAAUAAAAUGCAACAAUUUGGAUUGAACCCUGAUUCUACAACCUAUACUAUUAUACUUAAGGCAUGUACUGAUUUUAAUUUGUUUGAAGAAGGUAAAUUGAUUCAUGAACAAGCAAUAGAAAAUGUUAAAGAUUGCUCUACUGAACUUUUGACAUCAAUUAUUAGUUUUUAUACAAAAUGUGGACAUCCAGAGGUGUCAAUUGGAGAAUGUGAAAAAUUACAAUCGAAGGGAUUAAUGAACAAUGUUGCUGUUUGGAAUUGUUUAAUUCAAGCACAUAUUCAAACUAAGGAAGUUCCAAAAUCAAUUAAAAUAAUCACAGAAAUGCAAGAUUGUGGUGUUGAACCAAACUCUACCACUUUUAACAUUUUACUCACAGCGUGUGCUGAUUCAAAAUUGUUUGAAGAAGGAAAGGCAAUUCACAAACUUGCAACUGGCACCUUGAAAGAUCACUCUUCUGAACUUUUAGCAUCUAUUGUCAACUUUUACACAAAAUGUGGACAUCCAGAGGUUUCAAUUGAGGAAUGUGAACAAUUGAAAUCAAAGGGAUUAAUGAACGAUGUUGCUAUUUGGAAUUGUUUAAUUCAAGCACAUAUUCAAAGUACAACAAAUACCCAAAACCCAUCUACAAUAGAAUAUGGACUGAACAAAGCAAUGGUGGUUUUUAAUGAGAUGAAGGAACAUAUUGAACCAGAUAAGAUAACCUACCUCAUAUUGUUGGCUGGAUGUGGAGAAUAUUUUGCUAGAAAGAUGGGACUGGAUAUUAUUGAUGAACUCAAACUAAAAGGAAUGGAUGUUCAUGAGGAGAUAGUCAGUGUUAUGAUCUACUUUUAUUCAAGAAUUGCUUAUCAAUCAACUGCACAACAACUAUUUGAAAAGCUUGUCGAAGAAUCAGCCCAAAAACGUCUAUCCAUCAUAACAUAUAAUAACAUGUUGUCAUGUUACGCUCAACAUGGAAAAGGAACACAAGCCAUGAAUUUAUUUAAUGAAAUGGUUGCUAAGAACGUUGAAAUGAACGAGAACACAUUCACAAUCAUGCUGAACACAUUUUCACAUUGUGGAAUGAUUGAUGAGGCGAAUCAACUUUAUGGAGAAAUGAAGACAAAAUACAACCAUAAUCCAUCAGUAAUUGUAGACUGUGUAAUGGUUGAUGUCUUUGCCCGUUCAGGAAGAUUUCAUGAGGCAGAAAAAAUAAUUAACGAAAGAAUGAAUUAUUCUUUGUGGAGUGCUUUAAUGGCAGGAUGUAGAAAGUUCAAUAAUGUUGAAAAAGCUGACAAUAUAAGACAAUUAAUGAUUGAAAAUGGAAUUAAAAAGAUACCAGGAAUUGUGUAUCAGGAAGAGGAUGGUAAAUCAUACCAAUUUGUUUCUGGAUCAAAAAAAUAUGAAAGAUUUAAGGAAAUUGAGAAAAUGAGAGAGGAGAUUUACAGAAAAAUAAUCCAAGCUGGUUUUGAGCCAGAUACUAGAUGGGUAACUAACUCAAAAUUAUUAACUGAAGAAGAAAAAUUAGAUUCACUUUGUAGACAUGCUGAGAAGACAGCAACAGCUCAUGCAUUUGUUUUGAAUCCAAAGAGAAAAUCAAUUAUUUUAGCGGCAAAUCUUCGUGUUUGCAAUGAUUGUCAUACUGCCACAGAAUUCAUUUCAAAAGUGAUGGAUGUUGAAAUAAUUAUUAGAGAUGCAAAUAGAUAUCACCAUUUUAAAGAUGGUAAAUGUAGUUGUGACGGAUAUUGGUAA